Molecule: messenger RNA, 216 nt
Organism: Neurospora hispaniola
Lineage: Eukaryota; Fungi; Ascomycota; Sordariomycetes; Sordariales; Sordariaceae
Exons: 2
Coding region: 1-216 (71 amino acids)
Source: RefSeq, a predicted model, not a curated record
AUGAGGAAGAGUAGCGUUUCGAUAACAGAGGGUGAAAAGGAUUGUUCUGGUGGAUGGGGUGAAAUGAACGGGCCCGUAGUGAUAGUGAAGGAGAGUGAGGGAAGAACUGGCUUCGUGGAAGAGAAAAUGCUUGAGGUUGAAGAAGCGGGUGUCGUGAUAACUGUGACGGAUACCGCUGCCGACUUCGAAAUUUGGAAACUUUUCGAGGACGUGUAA